GUGGUGUUAUCAUACCUCGGUUUUGAGUUGAGUAGGAAAAAUGACGGCUCAGAAAUGAGUAACGAAUUGGGAAUGUCUGAUAAAAAUAAUUUGUUCAUUGCCUUUCAGUUAUUCCUGUUAGUUAUUUUGUGCCAAUUAUAAAUUAGCAACCGCAAAGGGAAGUCGCUGGGAUUUUGUAGUACCACUUUAUUUUUAUUUAAUUAAUUAAUAUUCAAAGAACGUCCAGCCAACUAUAAGCUAGCUAGUUGGAAAAUGUUACUUUUCGGAUCGGUCCUUAUAUAUCUCUUGCUGAAUCUGCAAUCUUUGAGUGCUGAGAUUGCCGACUGCAGUUUCUUUGAUACCGUAGAUAUCUCGGAGGGCCAGAGGCUCUCGAAUGGAUCAUACCUCUACGAAGGAUUACUCAUUCCCGCUCAUUUGACGGCUACGUAUGAAUUCAAGCUUCUGGCGAACGGAGAUAAGGAGCAGGUGCCAAGUCACGUGAGAGGAUGUGUUUGCAAGCUGAGGACGUGCGUCAGGUUUUGCUGCCCACAUGACCACAUAAUGGAUGAGGGCGGAUCCUACGCCAACAUGACGACGGAGGAGGCCGCAUUACUGGACCCAAUCCUAAAUGUAACUCUGGACGACGGAUCAGUGGUGCAAAGGCACUUUAAGAAGGAGCUCAUGGUGCAGUGGGAUCUGCCAUUGCCCUGCGAUGAUAUGUUUUACCUAGACAACCGGGAUAACAUUGCUGGAUCUAUAGUGGGUUCUGUUUUGUAUCCGGCUUGUGGGACCUGCAAACCAUUCUCUUUCUUUCCACCCUCAGCUAAAAGCUGGUCUGCAAUGCUGUACUUCUAUGGACCGAUGGUGCUACUGAUUCUCUUCAACAUAACUAUGUUUGUUCUGACGGCUAAACACCUAAUAGAUUCCAAGAGGACUAUGCGAAAGUUUGCUCGCCAGGAAGGCAGAAUACAGAAGCUGAAUUCGGACAAACAGAAUUACACACUAUUUCUGCUGCUCUUCACUGCAAUGGGAAUGUCGUGGAGCUUUAAAAUAUUCUCCUUCUUGGUGCAACGCGACAACCUGUGGGUCAAUGUCUUUCUGGUAGCUGACUACUUCAACUGGUCCCAAGGCAUCAUUAUAUUUAUGCUAUUUAUUCUGAGGCGCAAAACUCUUGUACUGUUCAAGCAACAAAUAUUUCCCAAAGAGAGGAUCUUUAGUAUGAGAUCAACUGCAACUCAAAGUACGCUUGCUGAUUCCAUCUCUCACCAUUAAACAAAAAGGCAAUUUAAUAUGACAUAGUAUUCUUUUCUCUUCAAAUUAAUCUAUUUGCUAGUAAAGUAUACAAUUUUUUCUCCUAAAUCAUGUAACAUAUUUUCAAUCACAAAAUGUAUGAAUAUAUUUUUUAUAUGACGUACUAUACAUCCGGACUCGAAUAGUUUUGCCGUUACUUCUUAAUGAUAAAUAAUCAUUAUAUAUCCGUUACUCUUUAGUAAAAAGGAAUACUAAAUACUUUGAAGAGUAUGUAACAGAUAAAAAUAUGCUCUUUGGAUAUAUAUGCACGAGUAUAUGCCAGCUCAGACCUCUGAUUAUAGCCAUAUCCGUCUGUAAGUCGAGAUCUAUACUAUAAGUGCUAGAACAAUAAGCAUAUAUAUUACCAUUAACUGGGUAAAGGCUGGGGAAAGGUUACAUAUAUGCUAGUCGGGAAAAUCUACUAUGGUGUAUCACAAUAUAUUUUACUCAUCAUUUCCUAAUCAAUCUAUAUUAAAAGUUAACUUUGAGCAAAGGAGAAACCUUGUAUGCUUAUAAAAAAAAUUAAUCAAAACUAUGACUCAAGGCUGAAAGUAGUUGCAUUUGUAUGGAAAUAAAAUAAGUUGUAAAUCUA
Molecule: messenger RNA, 1861 nt
Organism: Drosophila sechellia
Lineage: Eukaryota; Metazoa; Arthropoda; Insecta; Diptera; Drosophilidae
Gene: mthl2
Product: methuselah-like 2
Biological process (GO): G protein-coupled receptor signaling pathway
Cellular component (GO): plasma membrane
Molecular function (GO): G protein-coupled peptide receptor activity
Source: RefSeq, a predicted model, not a curated record